Schistocerca serialis cubense is the source of this 1792-nucleotide messenger RNA. Its product is annotated as opsin, ultraviolet-sensitive. Gene Ontology annotation, molecular function: G protein-coupled receptor activity. Gene Ontology annotation, biological process: visual perception; G protein-coupled receptor signaling pathway. Gene Ontology annotation, cellular component: membrane. The record is from RefSeq and is a predicted model, not a curated record. The transcript has 8 exons. Bases 141 to 1274 code for a protein of 377 amino acids. NCBI's taxonomy places the organism in Eukaryota, Metazoa, Arthropoda, Insecta, Orthoptera, Acrididae.
GGGUAAUUGGAUAGUCCUCUAUAGCUGCUGAUCUUGGCUCUGUUUACGUACGGAGGUCUAAUCUCCUAUUAAUCAGAUACAUCCAAGUCACCACACAUAUAAAAGGAGACCUGGAUUACAGUCAACUGUAGUAGCCCAGGAUGCAGCUCCAAAGCAGUGAUUAUUCAAACUCCACCGUGGUGGGACCCGAAGCAAGGGUUGCACCACGGCUACUGGGGUGGAAUGUGCCUGCUGAGGAGCUAAUCCACAUCCCCGACCAUUGGCUAUCCUACCCUGAACCUAGCCCAUUGCUUAACUAUGUGCUCGGCCUACUGUAUAUUAUGUUCAUGCUGGUUGCUCUCCUUGGCAAUGGCCUUGUCAUUUGGAUCUUCAGCAGUGCAAAAUCAUUACGCACACCAUCGAACAUGUUUGUAGUCAAUUUGGCAAUCUGUGAUUUUCUAAUGAUGCUGAAAACACCUAUCUUCAUCUACAAUUCAUUCAACACUGGAUAUGCUUUAGGACAUCUUGGAUGUCAAGUGUUUGCAUUUAUAGGAUCAAUAUCUGGGAUUGGAGCUGCUACAACUAAUGCAGCUAUAGCAUAUGACAGAUACAGGGUAAUAGCAAGGCCAUUUGAUGGUAAACUAACAACUGGGACUGCUGUUCUGUUUGUACUACUCAUCUGGGCUUACACCCUACCUUGGGCGAUAGUGCCACUUCUUGAAAUAUGGAGCAGAUUUGCACCAGAGGGCUACCUUACUAGCUGCACAUUUGAUUACCUAACCAGCUCACCAAGCAAUCAAAUGUUUGUUCUAACAAUCUUCGUGUUUUCAUAUGUAAUUCCCAUGAGCCUGAUCAUGUUUUUCUACUCUCAAAUUGUUAGCCAUGUUGUAAGCCAUGAGAAAUCUCUUCGAGAACAGGCUAAGAAGAUGAAUGUAGAAUCUCUACGCAGCAACACAGCACAGAAUCAGACAUCUGCUGAAAUUAGGAUAGCCAAAGCUGCUAUUGGAAUAUGCUUCCUCUUUGUUGCUUCGUGGACUCCAUAUGCUGUAAUGGCCCUUAUUGGUGCCUUUGGAAAUAAAGCGCUGCUGACUCCAGGUGUUACAAUGAUUCCAGCUUGUACAUGUAAAGCAGUAGCCUGUCUGGAUCCUUACGUGUAUGCCAUCAGCCAUCCACGAUACAGGGUUGAAUUGCAAAAGCGAUUACCUUGGCUCUGUAUUAAAGAAAAUCAACAAUCCAGUGACACAACUUCAACUGUCACAGCAACAUCAACUGGUGCAACUACCACACCAAGUUAAGAAUAUUCUGAUAUGUUACCUCGGACGACGACUUCUGCAAUGUCUACGGUACUGGCAGUUCUUGAAUGGAAUGUGAGAGACCUGUAGAUAUACCCAUUUUUGUUCUUGGAUGUUGUGAGAUAUUGCAAUUUUUGGUACACUAUAGUGUCAUGUGAUCAAUAAAAACUGUGUGAGAGAAAUGCACUUAAUUUUGAGUUCUACAAAACUGAAAAUCACCAUUCGUCUGUGCAUGCUUUUCAUUUAUAAAUGGUUAAUUUUAAGAAUUGUCUCUCUGUUAAUAUCUCUCAACGUGCUCUGAAUAAUGUUUUUUAUGUGUGUCAGACAGUUUCUCAGUCUUUAAUUCUGUGAAGUUAAAGAGAAUCAGAGAAGCGCUGUUAAAAUUUAUCUAAUAAAGGUUCUGAGUUGUAUAGAAAAUUUUUGUGAAAUAGUGUGUGAAAUGCUCAGUGGUCUAUUUUUUUCAAUCAGUUUGUGAUUCCGUUUUCUUUUAUUUGCAGCAGCAAUAAACCACAAUUACUGUA